CUUGCAUUUCAUAGCUCUCUCUUGUUGGGUUUGAAAUUGAAAUUCAAAGGCAAUUUCAAGAUGGAAACAAAUGCUAUCUUGUUAGGUUUGAUAGUUCUCAUCAGUAGUUCCUCUCUUGCCUUUUCCUUUGAGCCUAGUCCCUUGCAGGACUUCUGCAUUGCAGACACUAACAACUCAGUUAGAGUGAACGGCAUGGCAUGCAAAGAUCCCAAGCUAGCUCAAGCCUCUGAUUUCUCAUUUGGAGGCCUCAACAUAGCAGGCAACACAUCAAACCAAGUUGGCUCAAAGGUCACCCCAGUCUCUGUGGCCCAAAUUCCAGGGCUCAACACCCUUGGUGUGUCCAUGGUACGCAUCGACUACGCACCAUGGGGCAUCAACCCUCCUCACACUCACCCACGUGCUACCGAAAUCUUGACGGUUCUUGAAGGCACCCUCCACGUUGGCUUUGUCACAUCCAACCCUGAAAACCGUCUCAUCAGCAAAAUCCUCUACGAGGGUGACGUGUUUGUGUUUCCAAUCGGACUUAUUCACUUUCAAAGGAAUGUUGGGUAUGGAAAUGCUGUCGCCAUUGCUGCAUUGAGCAGCCAAAACCCCGGUGUCAUCACCAUUGCCAAUGCUGUUUUCAAAUCAAACCCUCGAAUUUCUAGUGAUGUUCUUGCCAAGGCAUUCCAGAUUGACAAGAGCAUAGUUGAUGCAAUCCAGUCGCGCAACUAGAUGCUGAAGCAAGGGUCGAGAUGAGGACACAGAAAUUUCAUUAUUAGAUGUGCGAUUUUUUCAUAUGUGACUAGAGUUAUCCUUUGCAUUCUUUGCGUUUGAGUCUGAUUUACGGUCUUAUUUGAAUUUGUAUUAUCAUUUAUUUGCUGUUAAGUG
This is a messenger RNA of Camellia sinensis, 870 nucleotides long. NCBI's taxonomy places the organism in Eukaryota, Viridiplantae, Streptophyta, Magnoliopsida, Ericales, Theaceae. The record is from RefSeq and is a predicted model, not a curated record.